CAAUCAGACAUCACGUGCUGUAUCUCCAACCAAAUAUGGAUCCUAUCGAGAUUCAGAUCGCUGAAACCGGCAUCCUCUAACCUACUACAUCUAGAUGCUCAAAUGGUUAGUUACGUGAGAAGAUAAGGAAUCCCGUCGCCCUGAAGCUUCAGCUGGCUUCUUGACAGAUUAGAUAGCCACCAUGGCGGCCAGCAAGGCAUCACGACUCGGAGAAGAGAUCUGGAAGACGCGGGUCGAUAAAGUCAAUGCCGAACUCGUCACCCUGACCUACGGCACCAUCGUCGCCCAGCUUUGCAAGGACUACGAUGCCGACUAUGUGGAAGUGAACAAGCAACUGGACAAGAUGGGCUACAACAUUGGCCUGCGCCUGAUCGAAGACUACCUCGCAAAGUCGAAUACCAUGCGGCGGUGCUCGACCUUUCGAGAGACGGCCGAGAUGAUAGCCAAGGUCGGCUUCAAGAUCUUCCUCAACAUUACACCCACGAUCACCAACUGGACAAGCGACAGCAAGCAGUUCUCCCUUGUAUUCGACGAGAACCCCCUCGCCGACUUUGUGGAGCUGCCGGACGACGGGCGGGCGCAGGACGAGCUGUGGUACUGCAACAUCUUCUGCGGGGUGCUGAGGGGCGCGCUGGAGAUGGUGCAGAUGCAGGUGGAGGCCCACUUCAUCAGCGACGUGCUGCGGGGCAACGACACGACCGAGAUGCGCAUAACACUGCUACGGUACAUUGACGACGAGUUACCGCCGGAGGACGAUUGAGCUCCGGGAUGAGGAUUGAGCUCGGGGCGGGGGUACGGUCGGAUAGACGCUAUCAUGGAUUUGCUUGACAUGGGCUUAUGAAUACCGCUUGUAAGAGCAGGGGGACUAGCUGUCUUAACCCGUAAAAGGCUCCUCCGAAGGCGUUUCUAAAGAAAGAUGCACCAGCUUCCCGGUACCUAGAUUCGACACUAGAGUUCGAAUUACCGGAGUUGGGCUUCAGACGAGACGGACGUACCUCAGGACCAUGCUGGACAGUCUCCAAAUGGCGGCUGUUUCGGACAUGGUCCCUGCUCUCGAAGUGGAAAGCAGCAACUAUGUUUGUAUUCAUCUGGCCAGUCAAUCAGGUUAUCAGAUAUCUAACUGAACGAGACAUGAAUGCAUGAUCUUCCAAGACCUGGCGGAACCUUCGUUCCCACUCCGCUUUGCACCGAGUACCUGCGGA
Phialemonium atrogriseum is the source of this 1202-nucleotide messenger RNA. Its product is annotated as BET3 family protein. The coding region runs from base 182 to 760 and encodes 192 amino acids. Gene Ontology annotation, biological process: intra-Golgi vesicle-mediated transport; endoplasmic reticulum to Golgi vesicle-mediated transport. The record is from RefSeq and is a predicted model, not a curated record. Gene Ontology annotation, cellular component: TRAPP complex; cis-Golgi network membrane; cytosol. Lineage: Eukaryota; Fungi; Ascomycota; Sordariomycetes; Cephalothecales; Cephalothecaceae. The transcript is spliced from 4 exons.